Kluyveromyces lactis is the source of this 681-nucleotide messenger RNA. RefSeq lists its product as uncharacterized. Lineage: Eukaryota; Fungi; Ascomycota; Saccharomycetes; Saccharomycetales; Saccharomycetaceae. Bases 1 to 681 code for a protein of 226 amino acids. The record is from RefSeq and is a predicted model, not a curated record. The transcript has a single exon.
AUGAAGGUUGCUGUGAUUGGUGCUAAUGGUAAAGUCGGUAGACUCGUUUGUGACAAAUUAAAAAAGGUUGAUAAUUAUGAUCCGGUUGCUUUUGUUCGUACUGAAGAGCAAGUGAAAUAUUUCAAGAAUGAAGUUGGCAUUGACGUUACAUUAACCAGUGUUGAGGAUAGUACAGUUGGUCAGAUUGCCGAAGCUUUCAAAAAGCAUAAAAUUGAAGCUGUUGUAUUCAGUGCCGGAGCAGGUGGUAAGAGCAUUGAAAGAAUAUUUACAGUUGAUUUAGAUGGAUGCUGCAAAGUAGCAGACGCCUGCGAGGAGGCCAAUAUUUCCAGGUUCAUCGUAGUUUCUGCUAUAAAGGCAGAAGACCGUACUUUCUGGUAUGACACUGCUUUGCGUAAUUACUACAUUGCUAAAAACGCUGCAGAUCAUUACGUGAGAGGAACCAACCUAAACUAUACAAUCUUACAGCCAGGGAUGUUGGAAACCGGCAAGUCAACUGGUAAAUUAUGUACCUUGGAUCUUCUUGAGACAAAGAAAGAUUCAUUUUUCGCUAUUGACCGUGAUGAUGUUGCUGAAGUGAUUGUCAAAAUUCUUCAACAUGAUAAAGGAACGAUUUGCAAGACAAUCCCUUUGGCCAACGGUGGUCUAGCGAUAGAAGAUUUCUUGAAAACGCUAUAUGAAUGA